CUUCCGAGCACCUGGAGAGAUCUCCCUGCGGGGCAAAAGGCAGGAUUAACCCCUUAUAAAUGCAGAGGUUGCUGCCGUCUAGAAGUGAAGAGGGGAUGAGGUGUUUAAGCCGGUGGGUCAAGACGCAGCAAGUAUUUCGGCUGACCAAGGCUGUGGUGGCAGAGAGCAAAGACCCAUCUGUUGUUUCAUUGUUUGUUUGUUUAUUCCUCCUCCUCCUCACGCCUCUCGCUCCCCCUCCUCCCCCCUUAAAUCCAGGGACCAUUCACGCCUCUUGCAAAUGAGACUUGUGCGAUGCUGAGCGAGCAGCGUGUUGCAUGGCGUGUGUGUGUGCAUGCAUGCGCGGGGGAAGGAUUCGCGGUGCUCAGCGUUUGCCUGUGAUCAGAAGAAAACAGGAUGUGCCCAUAGCUGGAGGAGUGACAAUGCUAGCCGAGUGGGGCUCACCUGCUGGUGAUCUUUGCAGAGGCAUUUGAGGAUUAUUCAGCUCCAGAAGAUCUGUUGCGAGGAAUGCUAUCUCUGCCGUGGCUGAAAAUAGGAGGUGCCUACCUCUACCCGUCUUGAUUGCUGCCACCGAAAGGACUGCUUUGCCGCCACCGUAGGAAAGAACGAUUGCUCCCACCGACAAGGUUAUGAGGAUUAUGAUCACAUGCACAGCUCUGCAUAGCUGUCCACCUGAAGAUGAUGGUGACUCCUUAGAGAAUACAUGCAAACUCCUGGUUAAUCAUCAGCAUUCUGCUCCUUUUAUCUAAAAGAUUUAACUGCUUUUCACCAGCUCUCCGGUUUUGUUCCACCAUGUUGUCUCUACCAGCCUAAACCAUUUCCUAAAAUGAUCCUUUUGCUUUUACUUGCAAUCCUGUUAUUGAAGGAAGAUGUCUGUGGAAAUGUUGGGCUUUUGGUUUCUGCACAGGCCAAUGAAAGAAGGGUGGUUGCACACAUGCCUGGUGAUAUUAUCAUUGGAGCUCUGUUCUCUGUCCAUCAUCAACCAACAGUUGACAAGGUUCAUGAAAGGAAAUGUGGAGAGGUAAGAGAGCAGUAUGGCAUUCAGAGAGUGGAGGCAAUGCUACAUACCCUUGACAGAAUUAAUUUGGACCCCACACUGUUGCCAAAUAUCACACUAGGAUGUGAAAUAAGGGACUCUUGCUGGCAUUCUGCUGUGGCUCUGGAGCAGAGCAUUGAGUUUAUAAGGGACUCUCUUAUUUCAUCAGAAGAAGAGGAAGGGAUGGUGCGAUGUGUGGAUGGAUCUUCAUCAUCUUUCCGUUCCAAGAAACCCAUCGUUGGUGUCAUUGGCCCUGGCUCUAGCUCAGUUGCUAUCCAGGUACAGAACUUGUUGCAGCUUUUCAAUAUACCUCAGAUUGCUUAUUCUGCUACAAGCAUGGACCUAAGUGACAAAACUCUGUUCAAGUAUUUUAUGAGAGUUGUGCCAUCUGAUGCACAGCAAGCACGGGCUAUGGUGGACAUUGUCAAGCGCUAUAACUGGACCUAUGUUUCUGCUGUACAUACUGAAGGAAACUAUGGUGAAAGUGGAAUGGAAGCUUUCAAAGAUAUGGCAGCCAAGGAAGGGAUCUGCAUUGCACAUUCCUACAAGAUCUAUAGCAAUGCUGGCGAACAGAGCUUUGACAAGUUGCUGCGAAAGCUCCGGAGCCACUUGCCCAAGGCAAGAGUGGUUGCCUGCUUCUGCGAAGGCAUGACUGUGAGAGGGCUCUUAAUGGCUAUGAGGCGCCUGGGACUCGCUGGAGAAUUUUUGCUGCUGGGCAGUGAUGGCUGGGCAGACAGGUACGAUGUGACAGAUGGGUAUCAGCGUGAAGCCGUUGGUGGAAUAACGAUCAAGCUCCAGUCUCCUGACGUGAAAUGGUUUGAUGAUUACUACCUGCAGCUUCGGCCAGAAACCAAUCACCGAAACCCAUGGUUUCAGGAAUUUUGGCAGCACAGGUUCCAGUGCCGUUUGGAAGGGUUUCCUCAAGAGAACCCUAAAUACAACAAGACUUGCACAAGCCAGAUGACUCUGAGGACACAGCACGUUCAGGACUCCAAGAUGGGCUUUGUAAUCAAUGCGAUAUACUCAAUGGCAUACGGCCUCCACAACAUGCAGCUGUCGCUGUGUCCAGGCUAUGUAGGCCUCUGCGACGCCAUGAAGCCCAUUGAUGGCCGGAAGCUCCUGGAGUCCCUCAUGAAGACCAACUUUACUGGGGUCUCUGGGGACAUGAUCUUGUUUGAUGAGAAUGGCGACUCGCCGGGGAGAUACGAAAUCAUGAAUUUUAAGAAAAUGGGCAAAGACUACUUUGAUUAUAUCAAUGUUGGCAGCUGGGACAAUGGUGAGCUGAAAAUGGAUGAUGAUGAAAUAUGGUCAGAGAAAAAUAAUAUCAUCAGAUCUGUGUGCAGUGAACCCUGUGAAAAAGGCCAGAUAAAGGUGAUCCGUAAAGGAGAAGUCAGUUGCUGUUGGACCUGCACCCCUUGUAAAGAGAAUGAAUAUGUCUUUGAUGAAUACACAUGCAAAGCCUGCCAGCUCGGCUCCUGGCCCAACGAUGAACUUACAGGUUGUGACCUCAUCCCAGUCCAGUAUCUCAGAUGGGGUGAUCCUGAACCAAUUGCAGCAGUUGUUUUUGCAUGCCUGGGUCUGCUGGCCACCUUGUUUGUUACAGCUAUAUUCAUAAUGUACCGUGAUACUCCAGUGGUCAAAUCAUCCAGCCGAGAACUUUGCUAUAUCAUUCUAGCUGGCAUCUGCUUGGGUUACUUGUGCACUUUCUGUCUCAUCGCAAAACCUCAACAGAUUUACUGUUAUCUUCAACGAAUUGGCAUAGGUCUCUCCCCAGCUAUGAGUUAUUCUGCUCUAGUAACUAAGACCAACCGCAUUGCAAGAAUCCUGGCUGGCAGCAAGAAGAAAAUUUGUACAAAGAAACCUAGGUUCAUGAGUGCCUGUGCCCAACUGGUUAUUGCAUUUAUUUUGAUAUGUAUACAAUUAGGCAUAAUUGUUGCCCUCUUUAUAAUGGAGCCACCUGAUAUAAUGCAUGAUUACCCAAGCAUCCGGGAGGUCUACCUGAUUUGUAACACCACCAACUUGGGUGUUGUAACUCCCCUUGGAUAUAAUGGAUUAUUAAUUUUGAGUUGCACCUUUUAUGCGUUUAAGACAAGAAAUGUCCCAGCUAAUUUCAACGAAGCAAAGUAUAUUGCCUUUACAAUGUAUACCACCUGCAUCAUUUGGCUGGCUUUUGUGCCAAUAUAUUUUGGAAGCAACUACAAGAUUAUCACCAUGUGUUUCUCAGUGAGUCUGAGUGCCACGGUGGCCCUUGGCUGUAUGUUUGUGCCCAAGGUCUAUAUCAUCCUUGCUAAGCCUGAAAGGAACGUACGCAGCGCAUUCACCACAUCAACUGUGGUCCGCAUGCACGUAGGGGAUGGAAAGUCAUCUUCGGCUGCAAGCCGGUCAAGCAGCCUGGUGAACCUGUGGAAAAGAAGGGGAUCAUCUGGUGAAACCCUUAGGUACAAAGGCAGGAGACUGGCCCCGCACAAGUCGGAAAUAGAGUGUUUCACCCCAAAAGGGAGUAUGGGGAAUGGUGGGAGAGCUACAAUGACCAGCUCUAAUGGGAAAUCUGUUUCCUGGGCCCAGAAUGAGAAAAGCAGCAGAGGAGCACACCUUUGGCAGAGGCUAUCAAUCCACAUCAACAAAAAAGAGAACCCCAAUCAAACUGCAGUGAUCAAGCCUUUCUCAAAAAGCACAGAUAGUAGCCGACACAGUAGCAGUGCUACAUUUCCCGAGUCCAGUGCCAAAACGCUUUAUGAUGUUUCGGAAGCAGAAGAGCAAUACCCAGCUCAGUACAGACCGCAGACUCCCUCACCUGUCAGCACCGUGAGCCACAGAACUGCUUCUGUUAGCCGAACAGAAGAUGAUGUCCCUACUUUCCAGUCAGAGCCUCCUCAGCGAAGUAGCUCCUCUCAAGGCUCCCUCAUGGAGCAGAUCAGUAGCGUGGUUACUCGUUUUACAGCCAAUAUCAGCGAGCUGAACUCUAUGAUGCUUUCAACAGCCACUCCAGGGACAAUGGUGGCCACUCCUCUCUGCUCUUCAUACCUGAUUCCACGGGAAAUCCAGCUCCCUACAACGAUGACCACAUUUGCAGAGAUCCAGCCGCUUCCUUCCAUUGAAGUCAAUGGCGCUUCACAGUCAGCCAGGAAACCUUCAAAUGACAGCGUCAAAGAAGGCACCUCAGAGACCCCAUCAGCAAAGCAAGACCUUGAGGAGCUGGUAGCUUUAACUCCUCCUUCUCCUUUUAGAGACUCCAUUGAUUCUGGAAGUGCAUCUCCCAGCUCUCCAGUUUCUGAAUCAGCUCUCUGUAUCCCAUCCUCCCCAAAGUAUGACACCCUCCUCAUCAGAGAUUAUACUCAAAGUUCUUCUUCGCUGUGAAUGUAAUUCAAGAAAACGUUGGAUCUCAAUGACUACAAGCAAGUUGUGAGGGGACAAGCCGAGCCUUCAAGAUCUCCAGUGUUUACUCAGAGUGAGAGGCAUUGGGUCAUCUUCUGAGAAACAGAGAGGAAGAAGUGGAGUUACUUGAUAAGUGGAAACAUCAGAUUAAUGAUGCUGUUUUAAAGACAAAAUGACUCUUGGCAGAUUAUCGUGGCCUUAAAAAAACAUGGGCUUUUCAGAAACACUGAAUCUAUUUUUGAGGGCUUAUAAGGAGUCUGUUAAAUCAGUUACAUACCAAGUGCUUUGCUUUAGUAUUACAAUGAACUGUGUGUACAAUAUAUAUGGGGGAGGGGGGAAAUUAGAUUGUAAACAACUGUACAAUGGUUUGUUUGUUUACUCUGAUUCCUUACCCAGAAGUGAACCUUGAUCUUUUAUCAAGAAUAGAAGACCAAACAUUGAAUGUACAUUUUCUAACAGACUCAAAGACUCAAAUCUGGGACCAACCUGUCAAGCUUUCUUUCUUUUCUUUUUUUUUCUUUCUUUUUUUUUUUUCUAAGAAGAUCUCAAAAAGCAGUAAUGUAUGUUCAAUAACUACAAAACAUUUUGCUGAAGCAUAUUGUGUCUGUGAUACGUUAUACGUGGAUAACACUAAGCUGAGGCUUUGCAGUGAGUGACUGCAAUAUGGAGGGUUUUACAAGUGACUUCUCAACUACACGUUUGUUUAUGAAAUUCUCUUCUAUCAGUAUUGAAAAAAAAAUCAAUUUGUGAACAUUGGAUUCACCUUCACAGCAACAGAACCCAAGGAAGAUUUCCUGACUAUUUCACCAUGUUGCCAACUAAUAACGAAGUAGCAAAAAAUAUUUUCUGGAGUACUGUUUUGUAAUUCCCAUAUCAGGGCAAGUUGUUGUGGUGAAUAUUCUCUUUCUAGCAGCAUUACCAAGCUAUAUUACAGCUGCACUCCCUACUGAAAUUAAUACAUUUUUAUGGACGUUCUUGUGCUAACAUUGCCAGUUAAAACACUUAUUCGGGCUCCCAUAGUCUUUGCUUGUAAGGAACAGGUAAACACUCUAAGGAUUUUCUCCAUCUUUUUGAAUGACAGAAUUCUAAGAGACCAAUAUGGAUUAUGAUGAAUGUUAACUGCCAGUGGAAAUGUUGUCAUAAUCAUAAUUUAUAUGCAGAGAAAAAGCCUGUGUCAAAAUCUGCUUAGAGGUGGUUUAGCUACUCUUUAAUAAGCAACAAUUUUAACUUUAUUUAGCUGCUGAUGCCUUGCAGCUAUGAACUGUGACAAAAAUAAAAAUAAAAAAUAAAAAUAAUUAAAAAAAAAAGACUUUCAAAGCAAUACAGAGUAAAGGUUAAAGCAGAGAAGACCUAAUGAGAUAUAAAUGAACGGAGUCCUAUUUUUUCCUAUAUGAAGGUAGUACAGUUUAGUGCACUUCAUACUGUCAUGGGACUUUUUUGAUAAAGGCAGGGAAGGGAUUUAAAGUUUGAAUAGAAGCUGAAUAAUUUUUGUUAGGUGUAGUUAAGUAGAACUGGUAAGUCAGGCCCUAAACGCACACUGUAUUGGCUUCAUGACACUACUUCACGACACAACUGUUCUCAGGUGCCAAACUUUUAUGGGUUUGUUUUAUUUUAAUUAAGGAUAGUAUGAAGUGGUGAGUAACAUAGUUCAGUUCAUAGUUGAGUUGACACAGCCUUAUACAGAAGACAGCUUCAUGGAAAGAAGCCUUGAAAUAAGGCUUCUUUGUUUCUUUUCAAAAUAUUUAGAGCUUAUUUCUUCAAAAAUAUUAAUCAAAAUUCAUAUAUAUUUUCUCUCCCCCAAGUCCAAAAAAAACACAAAUAUUUGAAAUAUUUAAUACAAAAAAAAAAAAAGAUAAAAAAAUGAAAGCACAUUCACAUACUUUAGCAACAUACAUUUUCUGUUCCUUUUGAAGUUAGUUUCACCAUUAUGUGUUGUACUCCAAUUUGCUUCUCAACAACAUUAAAAAAAAGGACUAGAUGAAUGAGUCCAGGCUAACACCUCAAAGACAUACCCUAAGGAUUCUGUACAUCCUGCACAAGGCAGUGUUAUCCAAUAUCUAGUGUAUGAGCAUGUUUAUUUUGCCAGGUACAGUCACUUUCUAGCUUUGCCUAUAGCAUGAACCAGCAGGUCACAACCCAGCUCUAUUCUGGAAGUCAGGUAGAUACAAGUUAUGAUUAUAGGUCCUUGUUCCUUACCUUAUUCUCAUUUCCUAGCACAAGUGAUUAGCAUAGAAUCAGUUCUGUGCAGCUGUAUAGUUUCCAGACCAGAGCUUGCUUUUGCCCUCCUGGUUCAGAGUACUAGCAUGUCUCACCAUUUUCUAGCUGCCCACAUCUUUAGGAGAAAGCAUCUUCUUUCAUAGGUUACAACCCACGUUUAAGGAAAGGGCAUACCCAAUCAGCCUAUGACACAAACAUUCUCAUAUAGGGAGUCUAGACCACUUAAAUGUUGUUCAUGGCAGAUUCAUAUGAUAAUGUAUGUUUCCCAUCAGUGCUAUAUUUUUUUGAUAUAUGUGGACUGUGAUGAGAUAAUUAAUGUGAAUUUCAAAGGAAUUCUAAUUGUACACAUUCUCUUAUACUUCAAGCUGUUCACUAAUGUCCUUACUACAUCCCUCUUCAACCUGAACUUUCCCUAACCUUAUAGGUCCUCAUUUCUGAAGUCUUCUCUUUUGUUGGUAGACACUUACUUAUCCUGCUAAGAGGAAAUAAGUGGGCUUCACUGCACUGUGAAAUAAUGAACAGUGGAAAUAAGGAUUAUACAGAGAGAUGUAAAAAAUAAAAUAAAAUUAGUAAAAAGGAGAGAGAAAUAGAAGCUGUCAAACCAUGACACAGCAUAAAUAUACCUCUUAUGCUACCAAAUUGCAAUUCUGCACAAUCCUGGCCAUAGCUAUUGCUCAGAGAUUCUUGACAACUUUUGUCUGUAAUGCCAAGAAGAUAUAUUUAUGCAUGUAUGUGUGCAUAUAUAUACACGCACACAUACAAAACAAUCUAAUGUCUGAGUACAUAUUUUCAGAGGCUAGAACCCUAGUGUUACACUACCAAAUUUCAAACACUUGCUUACUCUCAUUUUUGGGAAGAGUUCUGUAUCUUUUGUAUAUCUAUCAGCCAGAGCAGAAAUUUUAAUUGCACAAGGAACCCAGGAUGGACCCUGCUGCAAUAGUACCUCUGUUAUCAGUCUAUACUCAAUGAAUGUUAGGUCAGCAUUAGCUGCUUCUUAUGAAGAAGUUAGAAUGCAUUUCAAUUGUACACACUGGAAUGUGAUGACUUUACUUUAAAAAUGUUUGGAUUUUGCCAAAGGGAGGAAAAAUUUCUGGAGGAAGAAAAUAACAAUCAUGUAUUGAACAUAGCAGUAAUGUGCCCAGUAGGAGAUUUGCAAGACUGAAAAGUCCUAUGAAAGAAACCAGUGAGUUUGAUACAAGAAAGAAGAAAAUUAUGAGUGACAGACAUUAUGAUUUCAUUAUGUUGUUUGUAUGCUACUCUCGUUUAAGGACAUUAAGAUUUAAAAAAAAAAAAAAAAAAAAAGCAAGGUUUUUCAUCCAUUAAAGUAU
Molecule: messenger RNA, 7953 nt
Organism: Cygnus olor (mute swan)
Lineage: Eukaryota; Metazoa; Chordata; Aves; Anseriformes; Anatidae
Gene: GRM5
Product: glutamate metabotropic receptor 5
Exons: 10
Coding region: 824-4390 (1188 amino acids)
Biological process (GO): G protein-coupled glutamate receptor signaling pathway; regulation of synaptic transmission, glutamatergic; trans-synaptic signaling by endocannabinoid, modulating synaptic transmission
Cellular component (GO): postsynaptic density membrane
Molecular function (GO): adenylate cyclase inhibiting G protein-coupled glutamate receptor activity; G protein-coupled receptor activity involved in regulation of postsynaptic membrane potential
Source: RefSeq, a predicted model, not a curated record